This is a messenger RNA of Australozyma saopauloensis, 996 nucleotides long. RefSeq names its product 3-dehydrosphinganine reductase (gene KSR1). Gene Ontology annotation, molecular function: 3-dehydrosphinganine reductase activity. The record is from RefSeq and is a predicted model, not a curated record. The transcript has a single exon. Gene Ontology annotation, cellular component: endoplasmic reticulum membrane. NCBI's taxonomy places the organism in Eukaryota, Fungi, Ascomycota, Pichiomycetes, Serinales, Metschnikowiaceae. Gene Ontology annotation, biological process: sphingolipid biosynthetic process. The coding region runs from base 1 to 996 and encodes 331 amino acids.
AUGUGGUUUUCAAAAAACAACUUCAAUCCAGAAUACAAGACCGCAGUGGUUUUUGGUGCCUCUCAGGGUCUCGGUGCAGAUAUUGCAUUGCGUCUUUACCAACGGAAAUGCGGUGUUGUUCUUGUUGCAAGAACAGAAGACAAACUUAAGGAACAAGUCGCACGCAUUAGAAACCAAACAACGUCUGUUUCGCAGUCAACUUCGGCAGAGUCCUCUUCGGAGUCUACACCUACACCUCUGGAUCCUCUCUUGGAGUAUAGCGUGUGUGAUAUAGCUGACUACGACAGUUGCGUCAAAUUGUGGGAUCAUCUACUUAACACUCUCGAGGUGGAUCCGGACUUUGUUUUCUGCUGCGCGGGAAACUCGGUUCCAAAAUUGUUUGGCGAUCUUACAGGAAAAGAACUCGCUUCUGGUGUGAACACCAACUACUUGACUGCCGCCAAUGCCGUUCACAGUGGGUUCAAGGCUGUUCUUCAAAAAAAUGCUGGUGAACUUAUUAAGACCUUUAAGCUGCGUCAUGUGAUUCUUUUCUCAUCUGUUACGGCGCCAUUCCCAUUUAUUGGAUAUUCACAAUACGCUCCAAUGAAGGCGGCCGUCUCAGCUUUGUCCCUUGUUUUGAGACAGGAGCUUAUGAGCUAUAACUACCGUGUUUCAUGUGUUUAUGCGGGCAACUUUGCCAGCGAGGGUUUUUACGAAGAAGAAAAAACAAAACCUGAGAUUACCAAGGUCAUUGAGGGACCUAGCGAUGCGAUGAGUCCUUUGGAUUGUUGUGACAUGAUUUUCGAUAAGCUCGCCAAGGGUUAUGAUUCCAUCUACACGGACUUUAUUGGUUGGGUGUUGGGUCUGUCUGUUUUGGGCACUCAGCCAAGAAACUGGGGCUUCUUCCAAGUUCUCAUGCUGUUGCUAUUCCUGAUUGCAGAGCCAAUUGCGUUUAUCAUUUUUGUUGUUCUUCCUAUUAGGAAGCACCUGCAGCCCAGAGUACCUGUGAAACAGUAG